Molecule: messenger RNA, 960 nt
Organism: Sitodiplosis mosellana (orange wheat blossom midge)
Lineage: Eukaryota; Metazoa; Arthropoda; Insecta; Diptera; Cecidomyiidae
Gene: Tim23
Product: mitochondrial import inner membrane translocase subunit Tim23
Exons: 4
Coding region: 259-873 (204 amino acids)
Biological process (GO): protein import into mitochondrial matrix
Cellular component (GO): mitochondrial inner membrane; TIM23 mitochondrial import inner membrane translocase complex
Molecular function (GO): transmembrane protein transporter activity
Source: RefSeq, a predicted model, not a curated record
AGUCCCAUAAAUUCAUAUGGAAUAUAACGAUGAAAAUAUACACAUUCAAUUCGAUACUUACUUAAAGUACUAUUCAAUGUUAUUUAUAUCGUGAUAGAUACUUUUAACAAAGUAUUAAGUACAGUUUUGUGCGACAUUUUGUUGAAAAAAAAACAUUGACAUUUCAAAGCACAUUUUCGAAUAGAAUUACUUUUAUGCAACAUUAUCCGCGGAGUUUUUCAUAUUCAUUUAUAAUACGUGCAAAAACAAAGAAGAAUAAUGGGAGAAGAUUACUUAAGUCAACCAAUUAAUAUCGGUUCCGGUGAUGACAACACUUUACAUUCACAAUCGAAUCGACAACAAAAAUCAACAUUUACAUCAUUUUCCCCAUAUUUGAAUUAUGAUCCUCGCAUAUUGCAACAAUCGCAACCGGAAUUCAUAUUUCCUGAAGGUGCCUCCAAAAACCGUGGGCGCUUUGAAUUUGCUUUUUCAGAGAUUGGCUCAGCAGUGAUAAUUGGUGCUGGCUUGGGAGGUUCAGUCGGACUCUAUAAUGGCAUUGUGGCAACAAAUCUAUCCAAACAAACAGGAAAACUUCGUCGAACUCAACUUUUGAAUCAUGUCAUGAAGCAAGGUUCAGCGACUGCAAACACGUUGGGAUCAAUAACAGUUAUUUAUUCAGCAUUUGGUGUUUUACUUCAGUAUAUGCGUGGCAAAGAUGACGGAACAAAUACGAUGUUAGCAGGCGUAGCAACAGGUUUAUGUUACAAAUCAACAGCCGGCUUAAAACGGUGUUGCAUUGGAGGGGGUGUAGGACUUGCUAUAUCUGGAUUAUAUUGCACAUAUAAUUAUUUCACAGCACUCAAUGAAAAGAACAAAUACCAUAGUCUUCUGUAAUUUUAGUUAAUAAGCAAAACGCAACGAAAAAAUCGUCUUGUCUUUUCUUUUCUUUAAUAGUCAAUAAAAUGCAAGCUUAGGACAAAA